UAUGAGGUUGUCUUUUUCUUUCUUGUUUCGGUGUUUCCUGUUUUGACAGAAACCAAGUUUUUCUCACUUUCUUACACUUGAUUUGACUUCACUUCUUCUCCAUUUCUUCCCCUCACUCCAAAAAUCUUCAAGGAAAAGAGUGGAUCUGUACCCUCCCAAGAUGCUAUCCCUAUUCUGAGAAUGGAAAACAACCAAAGUGCUGCUGGAAUACAAGAUAAAUCUAUGAUGAAAUCAGUUGAUCAGAGAGGACGCUCUAAAGGGCGUAGUGACAUGGUGACUCGACGUCUGAAGAAUCGAGAGAGACAACGCAGAUACAGGGCCCGUAAGCGUUUAGAAGCUGAAACCAAGAAGCCUUUUGUUGUAGAGGAGACACCAACACUGCAACUGGAACUGCGACCAACUGAGAAUCACAACAAUUUCAUGACACGCAUACAUUGUAACCGAGACUGGAAAAAGGAUGCAAGACGGGCUCAUGUUGCGAAGCCUCAAGAAAUAAAUGGAUAUAUUGAUCCUUCUCCAAAACUAGCUAACAUACCUGUGGUGACAUGCUCAGCCGCAGGGAAUAAGUCAGAAACAAUGCUAGAGAGGGAAAACCAGUCUGGAACUUCUAGCAUGGUUAAUAAUGAAACUACUCCUAGAAUUGUUCUGGGUCGUAGGGAUUGGAAAGCAGAAGCUAGAAGAAUGAAAGUCUAAUGGAUUUCAACUCUUUUUUUUUAAGCAGUGUGCUUUUCCCUCCAGACUUUCUGUUGCAUAUUAGACAUUGUAGACUGUAAAGAUUGCUGGAUAACACCUGUUACAUUAUUUGGCAGGUUUUGGAGUUUAAAGCACCCAAGAGGUAUUGUUUUUCUCUCA
Lotus japonicus is the source of this 852-nucleotide messenger RNA. RefSeq lists its product as uncharacterized. NCBI's taxonomy places the organism in Eukaryota, Viridiplantae, Streptophyta, Magnoliopsida, Fabales, Fabaceae. The coding region runs from base 181 to 693 and encodes 170 amino acids. The record is from RefSeq and is a predicted model, not a curated record. The transcript has 2 exons.